Molecule: messenger RNA, 735 nt
Organism: Colletotrichum fioriniae
Lineage: Eukaryota; Fungi; Ascomycota; Sordariomycetes; Glomerellales; Glomerellaceae
Source: RefSeq, a predicted model, not a curated record
AUGGAGGAAUGGGCCGAACAUUCCGUAGCCGCUCUCCUGGAGGGAAUCCUCAUUGAUUACCCGGACUUCAAAAUGUUCACACAAGACACCAAUCGACUCUUCUGGACGCUCAACAGCCCACUGGAGAGCGCAUUCCAGUACGGGCCAGGCGACUUGAUGGAGCCCUACUAUCGCCCUGUAGCUAUCGAAGAAUCUGCGAGUGGUCUAGAGCCGAGCUGGCACCCCGUAUCGCAAGAGUCUCUCAUGGCACCCCCAGUCACAACCAUCACCGUCCGAGUCGAGGCGCUCGACGAGAGGGAACAGCUCUGGGCCGAGCUUAAUCGCUACUGCGUCGUCGAUAUCCUGACGGACCCCGACCGGCCGCGGGCUAAAGACGUCCAGCUCGAGGUGACUACGGUAGGUACCUUUCUCACGAUCCACGAGUACGUCUCUGCCGUGCACCCGUGGCUCAUGGGAAUGCGCGAGAGGAUCCUGGACGCCUUAGGAAAGCUCAAACUCGAAGCGCCGUGGCCGCCCGAGACAAAGUUGGCCGUUCAUAUGUUCGGCGGGCCGAUACAUAUCGGAGCUGAAGACGGUUGGGCUAAAAGACACAGAAAGCCGAGCCCGCCCCUAGCCGUCGAGAUGACCUUGGCUGAGAAGGAGGAGGCCUCGCGGAAAGUCAUGGAGAGAAUGAAGGCGGGAUCUGCGGCUCGAAUUCGUGAGCUGGAAAGGCUCCGCCAAGAAGGGGACAAUUGA